This is a messenger RNA of Melampsora larici-populina 98AG31, 1929 nucleotides long. RefSeq lists its product as uncharacterized. The transcript has 10 exons. Gene Ontology annotation, biological process: cytoskeleton-dependent cytokinesis. The coding region runs from base 127 to 1425 and encodes 432 amino acids. Gene Ontology annotation, molecular function: molecular adaptor activity; GTPase activity; GTP binding. NCBI's taxonomy places the organism in Eukaryota, Fungi, Basidiomycota, Pucciniomycetes, Pucciniales, Melampsoraceae. Gene Ontology annotation, cellular component: microtubule cytoskeleton; septin ring; cytosol. The record is from RefSeq and is a predicted model, not a curated record.
CUCGGACUGUUGACCACUGUUGACCAUCCUCGAUUCACCCGAUUCAUCAUCACUUCCCUACCUUCAACGACAAACCAUCAGCUAUCUCUUUACUUUGAUUCGAUCCAUUAAUAGAACUCAUUCAAAAUGUCAGAACCAGAAGAAUACGAUCCUACUCGACAGCCAUCUCCAGUCAUGAAUGCCAAUGAACCAAUCUCACCCCCAAUAUCGAAUAUCGUUCGAAAAAAACUAAUGGGUUAUGUUGGAUUUGCAAACUUACCAAAUCAAGUACAUCGUAAAUCAGUCCGAAAGGGCUUCAGUUUUACUGUUAUGGUUGUGGGUGAGAGUGGUCUAGGGAAAUCGACCUUGAUCAACACACUCUUCAAUACUACUCUCUAUCCACCAAAAGAUUAUCCUGGUCCUCAUGCUGAUCGACCAAGAACGAUAGCGAUUCAAAGCAUCUCAGCAGAAAUCGAGGAGACGGGUGUAAGGCUCUUACUCACUGUAGUUGAUACACCAGGUUAUGGUGACUUUGUCAAUAACUCUGAAUCAUGGAAACCUAUACUCGAUAAUAUCGAAGCUCGUUUCGAUGCAUUUCUUGAACAAGAAAAUCGAGUGAAUCGUGCAAAGAUGGUGGAUAAUCGGGUUCAUGCCUGUAUCUAUUUCAUUGAACCUACUGGUCAUUCAUUGAAACUAGUUGAUGUAGAGUUUUUGAAACGUCUACAUACUAAAGUUAACUUGAUCCCCGUCAUUGCUAAAUCUGAUACGAUGACAGAUGAUGAGAUCCUUGCUUUCAAACAGAGGAUUCUAUCCGAUAUUGCAUUCCACAAUAUUCAAAUCUAUGAAGCUCCCCGAUAUGAAAAAGAGGACGAGGAGACUCUAGCUGAGAACGAAGAAAUAAUGCGAAAGAUCCCAUUCGCCAUCGUAGGUUCAGAUACAGAAGUUCAAACAGCUGAUGGUCGACAAGUUCGAGGACGACAAUAUCCUUCUGGAACAGUAGAAGUCGAUAACGAAGAUCAUUGUGAUUUCUUGAAAUUAAGGCAGAUGCUGAUUCGAACGCAUAUGGAAGAAUUAAAAGAACAUACUCUUAAUGUUCUAUAUGAAAAUUAUCGAUCUCAGAAACUUUUGUCCAUGGGAGUGACUCAAGAUCAUUCAGUCUUUAAAGAAGUCAACCCUGCAGCGAAAAUGGCAGAAGAAAGAUCUUUACAUGAAGCUAAAUUGUCCAAGAUGGAAUCUGAAAUGAAGAUGGUCUUUCAACAAAAAGUAGCGGAAAAAGAAGCUAAAUUAAAACAAUCGGAAGAGGAACUCUAUGCUAGACAUCGUGAUAUGAAAGAAGCUCUUGAAAAACAACGACUUGAAUUGGAAGAUAAGAAACGUCGGCUAGAAUCUGGUAGACCAUUAACACCUGAGAAAACUAAGAAGAAAGGAUUCUUGAGUAAUAGAUGAAUAAACACCUCUCCUCAUUCUCUCCUUAUUUUUCUACAUUCCUUCUGCUUUACUAUAAUUUUGUUAUAAGUUACGUAUCCAAAAAAGCAGAAGACACGAACUUUUUUUAUGGUUUUUCUCUUUUGUUUUUGGUCUUUCUAUCCACUUCUCUCUCCUACUCCUGCUACUCCUUGUGCGAGCUUUUUCCAAUAAUCAAAUCUGGUUUUUUGCACCCAGCCCCCACCCUUCUUCACCUGGUUUUCCUCUUUUUCUUCUUUUGGAUGUAGACUUCCAGUGGGUUGUGUGUUUACCACAAAAGUCUUUUUUUCUUCUUUUGUUUUUUACACACAUACCCUUUUUUUAUUUGUCUUUUUGGUCUUCUUCUUUCAUUAGUUGAAGAGAAUGAAUGAAUUGCAAAGAAAAAAAACUCAAACUUGGUCUCUUUUGUUUUAUUUUAUUUUUAAAUUCCUUUGAUUAUUGUUAUAUGAUAUGCAGAGUAUUCGGUUUAUCUUGAUUCUGCCUUUU